AUGGAGCGGGCAGCCCCGGCAGCGGUCGGGUGGCCCUUCCCGCGGGGGGCCUGGCUCGACGCAGCGCUGAACGGCGAGCUGGUGCCGGGGCUGCCGCUGGCGGCUGGAGCUCGGGUCCUGGCGCGGGUCAAGGACGACUUCGGGGCGCCGCAGGGCGUCGAGAUGCUCGAGGUGGAGGUCGCCUACCAGGCGGACGCAUUCGGCCGGUACUUCAAGGGCCGGCAUGUGGGCGCCAGCGACCCGUACUUCUCGUGGUAUGCAGCCUCCUGCGGGCAGCGGGGCGCGCGACCCCUGGCCACGGUCUUCCACCUCUGCAAGUGCAGCGCCGACGAGUGCGGGGCGGUCGCUCCUGUGGGCGCAGUGGUCGAGCACUUGGACGUGUGGCAGGUGGUGGACCCCCGCGACGUCGCCCGCGAGCAGGCGAAGCUCAUCUGCCCGGCCGCGGAUCCUGGAGCGCUUGUGAUGACCGAUGCGCCCACGGCCGAGCCAUUGCCUGGAGAGCUCGGCGGCUGGCCGCUCGGGGAUGGGGGCAACGAGGACGAGGAGGAGCCACGCGGGCCGCCGCGCAAGCGGGCCCGCGAGGUGGAGGGCACCCCGACCCCAGGCGGACCAGGAGAGGCGAGCCCUCUCGACCAGGAGAUUGCAGGGCUCGAGGAGACUGCCGAGGACCCAGAGCUCGAGGCGCGGCUGGCGCGGCUCGGGGGCAGGGCAGCUCGUGGUGUGCCGAGGCAGGGCACGCCCAAGAAUGCUGCGCGCCCAGCAGGAGCGGUAGGCGAGCGCCUGGCGCAGGUGGUGGCCGGCCGAGCCGCCGCUGCUGCCCCUGCGCGCACAGGCGCCGCUGGGUCGAGGAGCAGGCCGGCAUCAGCCUUGACCGCGGCGCUCCUGGGCCGCGACGACGACGACGCGGAGGACGGCGCGGAGAGCGACACGGAGCGCCUUGGGGGCCGCGACCGCUACCAGGGCGUGAACAUCAAGCGGGACUUGUUCCGCAGGAUCGCUCGGCAGCGGCCCGGCGCUCUCCUCGAGAACGGGCUUGGCCACCUGCGCAGCCAGUUCACCCAGCAGUUGUCCGCAGGCGAGGCCGACCCUCUGGCCCCGUGUGCCACGCAGUUCUUGAACACGGUGUUCUUCGUUGCUCACCCGCCGCGGACGCUGGGGACGGACGAGGUGCGAGUCCUCCGCACGCUGGGGCUGGCGCUCGACGGAAUCCUGCGCGGAGAGGUCGUCGAGACUGCGGAUCUGCUCAUGCAGGAGUUCAAGGCGCGGACGAUGGCCAUCCGCGACGGGAACUGGCGGUCGGCACGGUGGCUCACGCUUGUCGCACAGGAACAGCUUCCAUCAGGCGCCUCUCUGGACGAGGAGAACGCUGCCGAGAAGGUCGAGGCCCGGGAGCUGAAGGCGAUGAGGAUCCUUGCCGGACGAGUUCCAGGCGACGGUCCCGCAGUUCCCCCCGCCGGGAAGAAGCAGCCAGCAGCGCGGAGGGCCAGCCGCAGUCCCACGCGGUCGGUCCAGCUCCUGAGCGACUCCGAGGGGGACCCCGACGCAGCAGCCGCCGCCCGCGUGCCACCAGCGGACGCGGCAGCAGGCCGGAGCUUCGCGCAGCACAAGGCGGCCCACCCGAGGCGCGAGGGCGAGACCCAGGCAGCAUGGAAGGCGCGCAUCGGGAGGCCGCUGGCUGCCAAGAGCCGCGGCAAAGGCAAGACGGGGAAGAGCCGCGGCACGAGCGCUGCUCGCAGGACGGCCUGGGCCGCGGCCCCGAGCAUGCCCCUGCCUGCCCUCCGCCCGCCUGAGCGGCAGCUACGCGGCAGCUCGCAGGCUCGGCGGUGGCGCCAGAUGCUAGCCGAGGUGGGCACGGGCGUCAGCUCCAAGUUCAGGCUCGCCCUCGCGGUCCACGAGGCGGUGCACGGUUCGCCAGGGGCGAUCGGGCGGCACGUUCGUAAGAUGUGCACUUCGCCAGACCCCACGGCCAGCUUCGCGCGGCUGCGCGAGGUGUUGCCGUUACCGCUGCCCGACGCCCCGCUCUUCGAGAGGUACCGUGCCGCCUGGUACCUGCACCAGCAGCUGCCGGAGACCUGCGAGGUGGACGCCGCCACGGCGCAAGGGUGGGCCCAGCUCGUGGUCUUCAGCCUGAACUACCAGUACACGGGGCACAUGCGUUGUCCAACCGUCGCCGCAAGGCGGCCCACGGCAAGUCAGAUCAGUGCGCUCGGCAUUGUGCAGGAGGCCUGUGAGUAUUUCGUUCAGGAUGCCGCCACAGCUUUCGAGCUCCCGGACUGGGACCAGGUCAUCGCGUCGAGGACCGUCUCCUACGGGGGCGAGGAGACGUCCCGCGCCUUGCCACUCUCGCUUGCGGGCAUCAUGCCAGGCCUCCCCGCGCGGGGCGUCGCCGCCUCUGUCAAGGCGGUCGACAUCGCGGACGCUCAGGUGGGCGCCUGGCUUGCCGACCCCACGCUGGCCUUGCUCCCUCGAGAUGAGUGGCCUGCUGAGGUCCCGCGGGCGGCGAUCCAGGUCACGUCCAAGCAGGAGUGGUACAGUAUCGGGACCAAGCUCGUCGAGCUGGGGCUGGCUGCGCCGAUCGCCGACGACCGCAUCUUCAAGGUCGGGAACCGCAAGGUGCUCGCCGGGGCGUUUGGGGUCGCCAAGGGUGGCACGCCGUCACCUGGCCAGGCGUGCGUCCAGCGCCUGAUCAUCAACAUGGUCCCGGCCAACAGCUACCAGCGCAUCAUGAGGGACGACAUCGGGACCCUUAGCGCGUCGCCCUCGUGGGUCGCCAUCCCGCUCCCAGAGGGCCACAUGCUGCUCUGGUCGUCAGAUGACCAAGCCUCCGCUUUCUACUGCUACGAGCUGCCCGAGGCUUGGCAGCCGUACAUGGCCCUCGCGGAGGCGAUCCCGAACGAGCUCAUCGGCGUGCCGGGUCCUGGGAAGACACACCUCGCGCUGCGCGUCAUCCCGAUGGGCUGGAUCAACGCGGUCACGGUGUUUCAGCACUGCCACAGGCGCCUCGGGUUCGGCUCUCGCCCCCUCGCUGCGGGGUUUCCCGCGGAGCUCAAGUGGCGCAAGGACCGACCACUUCCGUUCAAGUCGAAGGAGCUCGAGCAGCAGUGGAUCCAGUACUACAUCGACGACUGGGACCAUGGCGAGGUGGUGCCCAACGCGAUGGUCGCGGAGCUCCUCGGCACGAUGAGCUGCGCGCAGGAGGAGCAGAGGGCCGCCUACGGCCGCUCGGGGAUCAGCGUCGCCCCCGGCAAGGCCAAGCACCGCGCGCUGGUCCUGGAGCGGAUGGGCGCGGGACUUGACGGGGCCGUCGGCCGGGUCGGAGUCACAACCGAGAAGCUUCACCAGCUGCUGGCGUUCAUCCUGUGGGGCAUGGGCAGACAGGGCCUCUCGUCGCAGGGCAUGCUCAUGAUCCUAGGCAGGUGCGUCAGGGCAGCGGAGUUCAGGAGGCCUUUCAUGGGGUUCCUCAACAGCGUGUGGGCUGCUGGGCGCUGGACGCGCCCGCAGGCUGUUCCCCUUGGCAUGUGCGACGAGCUCUUGGGCUUCGCGAUGGCGCUGCCGCUGGCAUACACCGACCUGCGCGCAAGGAUCGACACUUGUGUCAUUGCGACCGAUGCCAGCGAGCGCGCCGGGGGCAUCUGCCACACGGCCGGGCUCUCGGCGCAGGGCGUUGCCUGCGCGAGAGGGGGAGCAUCAGCAGUGACUUUGCGGCCUGGUGCAGUUGCGGCUCCUGUGCGUGGUGUGCGGUGGCGCCCUCGCAUAGUUCUCAUCGAGCUCUUCGCAGGCGCUGCUGGGGCCGCGGUGGCGGCCUCCAGACUCCCGAUCGACGUGAUGGCCCACGUCAGCUGCGAGGUUGAGCCCGCUGCCCGGCGACUGGUGCGUCGCCGCUGGGCGGGCGUGAUUGAGCUUGGCAACAUCGAGGCCGUCGACGCGGCGCGGUUUACAGAGAUGCUGAAGGGCUACGCACGGGACGCCGACUGGGUCGUCUUGACCGCGGGGAGCCCGUGCCAAGACCUUGCGAGCAUCAAUGUCGUGGGGACCGGCCUAGAGGGGUCGAGGUCGAGGCUCUUCUUCCGGGUCCCCGAGCUGAUCCAGGCAGCGGAGGCUGCCUUUCCUAAGCGCACCAUGUGGUUCGUCGAGAACGUGUUCAGCAUGACCCUAGAGUCGAGGGCAGAGUUCACCAGGGCGCUUGGAGUCACGCCCGUGUUCCUCGAUGCCAGGUGUCUCACUCGCGUCAGGCGGCCCCGCCUGUACUGGUGCUCGUGGCCUGUCACGGCGUUCUUGGCGUCCGACGCCACCGUCGAGACCAAGGGUGUGGGAGAAGCCGCGUACUUCAAGGUCUCGCUUGCGGUGGAGAGGCUCCCACUGAGUGCCUCGCUCCUGGAGGGCUGGUCGACACUGGACCCUGAGGCAGACCUCCCUUGCUUCACGAGGCCAAUCCCGCGACGCCACCCGCCGUUCCGGCCCGUGGGCCUCGACCGCGCCUCGGUGCAGGCCGCGGAGCGCUGGGCUGCCGACAGCUACCGCUACCAGGUCAACAACUACGAGGACGGCAGCCUCAUCUGGGACGCGAGGCGUGAGCGGGGCCGGCUGCCCGUGCCUGAGGAGCGUGCUGCUCUGAUGGGGUUCGACCGUCUCUAUUUCCAGGCCGCUGUAAAAGAUAGUGCCCCCGCCGCCGAGCGAGACAGCGUCAUUGAGUCCCUGAUCGGGAAUACGUUCUGCGUCCAGGCUGUCAUGUAUCUUCUCGGCUCGUGGCUCGCUCAGGUGGGGGCGCUAGCGGCCGCCAUCCCAGGCAGCAGCUGCCUCGCUGUGGGCACGUGCGAGGCGAACUGGAACGUGGUCCCCGACUUCCAGCAGCCGGGACAUCACGACCCGCAGUUGGAACGCAGCCUGAUCGUAGAGUUCCUGAGGGUCGCGGACCGCGGGGGCACGGACGUCCGGCUUGACACCGGGGCGCCCUACCGCGCCCGCGCGUGGCCGCGGGCAGCCCUCCGUACGCACCUCUGGGCCUGGCGGAUCGCCAAAGGCUUUCGCUGGCAGCGGCCUGGGCACAUCUCGGCGCUGGAGCUGGAGGCUGCGGUGGCUGGAGCGCGCUGGAGGUGCCGGGCAGUUGAGAACCACCGCUGCCGCUACCUGCACAUUCUGGAUGCCCAAGCGAUCGCGGCAGUCAGCACCAAAGGCAGAUCGAGCGCGAGGGCUUUGCAGCCAGCGCUCCGCCGGCUCAACUCCCUGCUCCUCGCGACGGCAGGGUGCCCGCUGUACGGCUACUGCGACACCGACGACAUGCCCGCCGACACGCCGGCCAGGAGGGCCGCCCCCGGCAAGCGUGCAGUGCCAGCAGCAGCAAAGGUGAGCCGGGUCACGGCCCAGGCGAUGGCGCGACGAGCUGCAGCGAGGUCCCAACCGCUGAGGGAGUCGAUGGUCACGCCACUCACCCUGCAGCGGUACCGUGCGGCGGUCGAUGAUGUCGUUGAUUUCUGGAUCCAGGAGCACCGGCAGCCGCAGACGCCCGCUCAGGUCGACGCUGGCGUGGCCGCCUUCAUCGAGAGCCGUUGGCUGAGCGGAGGAUCUUUGUUUGAGAUUAAUAAUGCAAUUGCAGGCAUCACGCACGCUUUCCCGCCCGUGCGAGGGCACUUGCGGGACAGCUGGCGCUUGGCCAAGACGUGGCAACGCCUGGAGCCAGCUGGGCGGGCGCUGCCGAUCGGGCCGCUGAUUGCGGCAGCGUUCGCAGGGGCAUUUGCGGCCGUGGGCCAGCUCGGCGCUGCGGCGGUGCUGGCAGCAGGCUACGGCGCUUUCCUCCGGACGGGUGAGAUGACCUCGCUCGUGUGGUCCGAUGUGCAGCUGUAUCCACUCCGCCAAAUGGCCGUGCUGCAGCUGCGCAACACCAAGAGCCAGCAUCAGACUGGUGCCCGAGAGUUCGUGCUCGUGCGGAGCGGCGUAGCGGUCGCCCUCCUUGCCAGGGCAAAGGCUCAGGCGCACAAGCAGGACUUGUGCCUCGGGAUGGAGCCAAGCAGUUUCAUGAGCACCUUUGGCCGCGUGCGUGAGCUGCUGGAGCUGCAAGAUGCGAAGCUCACCCUCUACAGCUGGCGUCGGGGCGGCGCCUCCGCCGACUUCCGCAGCCACGGCUCCAUGGAGCAGACGCUGCUCCGAGGCAGAUGGGCCUCGGCGCGCACGGCCCGCUUGUAUGUUCAGGAUGCCGUCGCCGAGGCCACUCAAUUAAAUCUCUCGCCCACGCAGCGGAGGCGCUGCGGCCUGCUCGCGUCCCGACUGCGAGCAGAAGCGAGAUGA
Molecule: messenger RNA, 6282 nt
Organism: Prorocentrum cordatum
Lineage: Eukaryota; Dinophyceae; Prorocentrales; Prorocentraceae
Source: the annotation of a GenBank genome assembly